Girardinichthys multiradiatus is the source of this 4303-nucleotide messenger RNA. It is a transcript of the gene myo1f, whose product is annotated as myosin IF. Gene Ontology annotation, biological process: vesicle transport along actin filament; actin filament organization. Gene Ontology annotation, molecular function: actin filament binding; ATP binding; microfilament motor activity. Lineage: Eukaryota; Metazoa; Chordata; Actinopteri; Cyprinodontiformes; Goodeidae. Bases 280 to 3549 code for a protein of 1089 amino acids. The record is from RefSeq and is a predicted model, not a curated record. The transcript is spliced from 29 exons. Gene Ontology annotation, cellular component: actin cytoskeleton; microvillus; cytoplasm.
GACUGACUAAUUGUGGUGUGAAACUUUGAUAUCUGCAGUCAACAAACACUGUCACCGGUCAUUACUUAAUCCUCCCUGACGGCUGGGAGCAUGACAGAAAUACAGAAGUAGCUUCUCAGCACCCUGCGUCUUAUGUGCCUGCUGCUGGUUUUGGCUAACCCUCUCCUGGGUGAUGGCUGCAGUCUGAGGAGGUCAAACGGUGGAUUUUAACGGCACACACACAGCAGACACACACUCUCUGGUCGGUGGACACCCGAAAAGGAGAGGCCCACGGGAACAAUGGCGAAGUACCACUGGCAGAGUCAGAAUGUAAAGCAAAGCGGAGUGGACGAUAUGGUCCUGCUCUCCAAGAUCUCAGAGGACGCAAUCGUGGAAAACCUCAAGAAGAGAUACCUGGACGACUACAUUUUUACGUACAUCGGCCCCGUUUUAAUUUCAGUGAACCCGUUCAAACAAAUGCCUUAUUUCACUGACAGAGAGAUUGAACUCUACCAAGGCGCAGCUCAGUAUGAAAACCCACCACACAUCUACGCCUUGGCAGAUAACAUGUACAGAAAUAUGAUCAUCGACGCGGAGAAUCAGUGCGUUAUUAUCAGUGGGGAGAGUGGUGCUGGAAAGACAGUGGCUGCCAAAUACAUCAUGGGUUAUGUUUCCAAAGUGUCUGGUGGUGGAUCAAAAGUGCAGCAUGUGAAAGACAUCAUCCUACAGUCCAAUCCUCUGCUGGAAGCAUUUGGUAAUGCCAAGACUGUCCGCAACAACAACUCUAGUCGUUUUGGAAAAUACUUUGAGAUUCAAUUCAGCAGAGGUGGGGAGCCAGACGGUGGCAAAAUCUCUAAUUUCCUGCUGGAGAAGUCGAGGGUGGUGAGCCAGAAUGAGAAUGAGAGGAACUUCCACAUUUACUACCAGUUGAUAGAGGGUGCCAACGCACAGCAGAAAGAAGGCCUGGGCCUCAUGACUCCAGACUAUUACUGCUACCUCAACCAGUCUGGGACCUACAAGGUUGAUGGGACCAACGACAGCAAAGACUUCUCUGAGACUAUGGAAGCCAUGCAGGUUAUCGGCAUCCCCAGUGACAUCCAGGCUCAGGUGCUGCAGAUUGCUGCAGGUAUCCUUCAUCUGGGCAACAUCAGCUUCAUAGAGGCUGGAAACCAGAGCCAGGUGGAAAGCACAGACUUGCUUGCCUUCCCUGCCUACUUGCUGGGAAUCAACCCCACCAGACUGCAGGACAAGUUGACCAGUCGAAAGAUGGACUCCAAGUGGGGUGGGAAGUCUGAGUCCAUAAAUGUAACCCUCAACCAGGAGCAGGCCACUUACACACGUGAUGCCCUGGCCAAAGCCCUUUACGCACGUCUCUUUGACUACCUUGUAGAGGCCAUAAAUAAAGCCAUCCAGAAACCUUACGAAGAGUUCAGCAUCGGUGUGCUCGACAUUUAUGGCUUUGAGAUAUUUCAGAAAAAUGGAUUUGAGCAGUUUUGUAUAAACUUUGUCAAUGAGAAGCUUCAGCAGAUCUUUAUUGAACUCACUUUAAAGGCUGAGCAGGAAGAGUAUGUUCAGGAAGGCAUUAAAUGGAUUGCAAUUGAGUACUUUAACAACAAGAUUGUGUGUGACCUCAUUGAAAAUAAACUGAGCCCUCCUGGUAUUAUGAGCGUCUUGGACGAUGUGUGUGCGACUAUGCAUGCCAAAGGAGAGGGUGCAGAUGGCACGCUGCUGCAGAAGCUGCAGGCUGCUGUGGGAACUCAUGAACAUUUCAACAGCUGGAACUCCGGCUUUGUUAUCCAUCACUAUGCCGGGAAGGUGUCGUAUGAUAUCAAUGGCUUUUGUGAGAGAAAUCGGGAUGUCCUCUUUCCUGACCUCAUUGAGCUCAUGCAAAGCAGUGAAUUUAACUUCAUCUGCAGCUUAUUUCCUGAAAACCUCAACACAGAAAAGAAAGGGAGGCCGACCACAGCCAGCUCAAAGAUCAAAAGACAAGCUAAUGAACUGGUGAGCACGCUGAUGAAGUGCACCCCGCACUAUAUUCGCUGUAUUAAACCAAAUGAGACGAAAAGGCCAAAAGACUGGGAGGAGAGCAGGGCUAGGCAUCAAGUUGAAUACCUUGGUCUGAGGGAAAACAUACGUGUGCGAAGAGCGGGAUUUGCAUACCGCCGGCUCUUCAGUAAAUUUCUGCAUAGGUAUGCCAUUCUUACAUCUGAAACAUGGCCGUGUUGGAGGGGGCCUGAACAGCAGGGGGUCCUUCACCUCCUCCGGUCAGUCAACAUGGAUAAUGACCAGUAUCAGAUGGGACGCACAAAAGUCUUUGUCAAGAACCCAGAAUCGCUGUUUCUUCUUGAGGAGAUGAGAGAAAGGAAGUUUGACACCUUUGCCAGAAUUAUUCAAAAGGCCUGGAGACGAUAUAACGCCAGGAAGAAGUAUGAACAGAUGAGGGAAGAGGCCUCAGACAUCCUGUACAACUCCAAGGAGCGGAGGAAAAAUAGCAUCAACAGGAAUUUUGUUGGAGACUACCUCGGUCUGGAGCAAAGACCUGAGCUGCGGCAGUUCCUAACCAAGAGGGAGCGCGUGGACUUCGCUGAUUCGGUGACCAAAUUUGACCGCAGGUUCAAGUCCAUCAAAAGAGACUUGAUCUUGACCCCUAAGGGGAUCUAUCUGAUUGGCCGAGAGAAGGUGAAGAAGGGCCCUGAAAAAGGACAGAUAAAGGAGGUGUUAAAACGUAAACUUGACUUUGGAAACAUCAGCAGCGUCUCACUCAGUUCCAGACAGGAUGAUUUCUUCAUUCUGCACGAGGCCCAGUAUGACAGUCUGCUGGAGUCCAACUUUAAGACAGAGUUUCUCAGUUUGCUGUCUAAACGCUACGAGGAAGUGACGCACAGAAAACUGACCAUCUCCUUCUCUGACAGACUGGAGUUUAGAGUGAAGAAAGAAGGCUGGGGUGGAGGCACCUCCAGGGUGGUGGUUUUUCAAAGGGGUCAAGGGGAUAUGGCUCAGCUCAAACUGGGAGGAAAGACUCUCACGAUUAUUAUAGGAGACGGUCUACCCAAGUCCUCCAAGCCAACCAGGAAGUCUGGUCUAGAUGUUCGAGGUGGAAUGAGGAACCAUGUACCCAACAGAGAGCACGCCAAUGGAGGAACCCAGUUUUCCAGAGGCUAUGACAACCAGCAAUCAGAAAUCACAUAUUCCUCCCCACACAAACAUCCCCGGCCACCCAAUGCUCCACUGCCCAAACUGGACUCCCAAAGGGGCCGCCAGGCCCCAGCAUCAACCCAGCACAACCAGGGAAACUUGGACUUCCUUAACGUGCCUGACCAAGGCAUGUCAGGGCAGCAGAGGAAAAGGAGCAUCAGUCAUCGGCCGCCUCCUGCCCCUAAACCUCAGCCCAGACCUCAGGGUCCCCGCUGUCGGGCGUUAUAUCAGUACAUCGGACAGGACACAGACGAGAUCAGCUUUGAGGCUAACGAGGUGUUCGAUCUCGUCAAAGAGGAUCCAUCAGGCUGGUGGACAGGCAGGAUUCGAGGCAAGGAAGGUCUCUUCCCUGGUAACUAUGUGGAAAAGAUGUGAUGAAGACUUUUCAUCGACAUUCUUGUGUUUAACAAGAAGAGGUUGCAUUUUGUCCAUUGCAGCAGACACUAUUUGCGAGACAAAACAACCUGGGAGUUAUUCAAAGUUGCAUGGAAGUUCUUGUUUAAGGGUGACAUUGUGCUGACAUUUGAGCCCUGACAAAUUACGUGUGGCAGCAUACGGUAUGAAGAGAAGACAGGUGGCAUCAUCAUGAUUGUUAAAAAAAGGACUACAAUGAACUGCUCAGGUUUCAUCUGUGUUGUUGUGUCAAACGAUCCCACUAUGAAUGGCCCGGCAACAGGAUCUUUGACUUUAUCUUCCUUUGAACUGUUCCUUCCUCAGUACAGCUCAGGGCUUCAGCUGAAAAAUGACCAGAAAAAAAAUCCGCGUUUACCUCCAGCUUUUCUCAAGAUCAGUCCACCACUGAUGCUCAUUGUUCUUGAUUAACAGCAUAAGAUCAUGCAGUAAAUGGGCUUUUCAACAAAAAGAGCAACAAAUAAACUUGAAUGAUACUUUUGCACUGUAACAAACCUGCUUCAGAUCAAAUCAAAAUGUGUUGUUAUUUAGACUUUUCAUUAUUGUUUUUUUUAUCUUUGAUAUUUUGCCUAUUUGUCUAUUGUUUCUUUAAAAAAAAUGAAGGGGAAAAUAUUUUCAUUCAUCUCAAAACAAAAUAUUUGUAGCGGUUGAUGUUGUGUUGACAGUAAGUUAUAAGAGAUUUUGGGACAACAAAUAAAAAAAUGGCUUUUUAUUUUCA